This is a messenger RNA of Folsomia candida, 1636 nucleotides long. RefSeq names its product endoglucanase E-4. The transcript has 7 exons. Gene Ontology annotation, molecular function: hydrolase activity, hydrolyzing O-glycosyl compounds. The record is from RefSeq and is a predicted model, not a curated record. Bases 23 to 1405 code for a protein of 460 amino acids. NCBI's taxonomy places the organism in Eukaryota, Metazoa, Arthropoda, Collembola, Entomobryomorpha, Isotomidae. Gene Ontology annotation, biological process: carbohydrate metabolic process.
GCUAAAUAAACAAAUAUUGUCCAUGUCUCCUUUGCGCCUAUUUCUGGUGGUUUUGUCCUGCAUCGUCCUUUCUCAAGGACAACUGCAGUACGAUUAUGCCUCCGUCAUCUCAAAGUCGCUCCUCUUUUACGAGGCGCAGAGGACGGGGCGACUUCCAGCAGACAACCGGAUCCCGUGGCGAGGCGAUUCCUUCCUGGAUGACAAAGGAUUGAGCGGCGAAGACCUGUCGGGUGGAUACUUUGAUGCGGGUGACUUUGUCAAGUUUGGGUUUCCACUGGCAUCCGCAAUGUCCAUGCUGGCUUGGGGGAUGGUGGACUCGGUGGAAGGGUACAAAAAGGCUGGUGAAUGGGAAAAUGCGUUGGCCUCUCUCAAAUGGGGGAUGGAUUAUAUGAUCAAGAACCAUCCCUCCCCAAACGUGCUCUACGUUCAAGUCGGGAAUGGAGAAAUUGACCACAACUACUGGGGUCGACCCGAAGACUGGACGACUUCUAACGGACCUCGACCCGUCCUCCAGGCCAACUCUAGCAAACCAGCGUCGGAGGUGGCUGGUGAGCAAAGCGCUGCAAUGGCUGCAGCUUCCAUUGCCUUUCGACAGAACGGAAACACGUCGUAUGCUGACACCCUGCUGCAACAUGCCCGAGAAUUGUACACCUUUGCGACAACGUACCGUGGCCACUACAACGAGAGCUUCCCCGAAGUGAAGGAGUUUUACGACUCGUAUUCCGGCUAUGGGGACGAGUUGGCUUGGUCAGCGUCCUGGCUGUACAGGGCGACGGGUGAGGCGGGGUACAAGGCGGACUACGAGCAGUGGUGGUCAGACUUUGGGCUGAGCGGACGUCCAAGCGAGGCGAGCUGGGACUGGAAGCAGGCUCAUGUUCAAGUCCUCCUCGCCAGCGUCGACGGAGCGGCACGAUACCGAACGGCGGCCGAGAGCUUUUGCAACUGGGUGGUCAACACUGCCCCCAAAACUCCCAAAGGCCUCGUCUUCAUCAGCAUGUGGGGCUCCCUGCGCCACGCCUCCAACGUCGUCUUCCUCUGCCUCCAAGCCGCCAAUGCAGGAAUCAAUCAGCAAGUUUAUCGAGACUUUGGCAAACAGCAGAUCGACUACAUGUUGGGAAACAGUGGGCGCAGUUUCGUCAUAGGUUUCGGAACCAACCCCCCACAACGCCCCCACCACGCAUCAUCGUCAUGCCGUGAUCGUCCCGCACCUUGCGAUUGGGCCGACUUUUCGAAACCUGAGCCCAACCCGCAAGUGUUGCAUGGAGCUCUGGUCGGCGGUCCAGAUCAGAAUGACAACUACGUGGACGACCGGGAGGACUACGUGGCAAAUGAGGUCACGCUCGACUACAAUGCAGGAUUUCAGGGAGCAGUGUCAGAAAUGUGCAACAUCUACUGUCGCACGUAGAAAUGAACGACGGAGAAAAAAAUACAUGUAGAAUAGAACCAUUUACUUACAAAUCGCAAUGUUUGGUUGAAUUGGCAAAAUGAUGAAAACUUGGCAAAAAAAACAAGACUUCAAUAAUGUGGGAAGAAAAGAGUUAAAUGACAAGACCAUAAAAUUUAAUGAGUGCCACAUUAAAUUUUAACUCGAUUCACUUUGUGCCAAGGUACAAAAUAAAUUGAUUUUCUCGAAAAA